Messenger RNA from Amoebophrya sp. A25, 4255 nucleotides. The record is from the annotation of a GenBank genome assembly. NCBI's taxonomy places the organism in Eukaryota, Dinophyceae, Syndiniales, Amoebophryaceae.
AUGUCUAUGUCGACGAUCAGCACACAGUUGAAUACGUCAUCGUCAUCGACGUCGCUGUUGAAUAGUUCGACCAUGAGCCAACGCUUGUUUUUCGAUGAUGUGGUAAGCAAAGACGAGGAACUGAUGCCGCAGGAAGAGUUGAAAUCGAAAAUGAUCAUCAUGGCUUCGACUUCGAGAGAGCAGCAUCUUCCAGGUCGUGGAGCCACGUCCUCAACCUCAUCAUCGUCCUCGUCAGAUAGAAGAAAGGUCCAAGAGGAUGAUAGAAAGGUCGAGGUCCAAGCCAGAACUACGAAAGAGAGCGACGAUUCAUCUCUUCAACUUCGACUCGAGAACAAUACGGACACCAACGACCACGACGACGAUCAGCACGAGCAUCACCUGCUGCGGUCACCCGAUGAGCCACUGACGCUGCUUCGAGAAGAAGAGCACGACGUCGACACCACAGACGAAAGCGAAAUUGCAAAGCAGAGCAGUAUUUCCUCUCAUCUGAGUAGACAUGAUCUUCAUGCUAGGGAAGGCACGACUUGUCCUAGCACUUCUGGUGUCGCACAUGCAGAGCAGGAGCACUCAUUGUCUCAGGAUGAGAUGGCAGAUAGUGCUAGUCAACUGGGUCGUCGUGAAAGUGUUGAGCAAGAACAUACGGAUGACAAUAAAAGUCUUCUUGCAACAGGAGCUCCUGCAGCACUUCUCCUCAAAGAACGACACAAGAAUAAAAGCAUUUUUAGUCGAGUCCAUCUCUACCGUCCGGAGCAGUGCAACGAGAACAAAAAUCCUGGUCUAAAACACUUGUCAUCGCCUAGAAGGAAUGAUGCAAAUUCUAGUAGCAGUCCUAUUGACUAUCUUUUCCAACUGGUUCCGAACAUAUUUUUAUCUUCCUCAGCAGCUCAACAAGAACACGCUCACCAUGAUGAAUGCUCAACACGCUCCCCAUCAUCGGUGUCAUCGACAUCUGCGGUCGUGCAUCCAGAAGGAGAGGCAACAACUGUAGCGCACCUACAGGAGGAACAGGUGAAAAGCGACACUGGAAACAUCAGAACUGCUGCAGGUCGAGAAACCGAACAAGAACAAAGGACACCAGCAGGAGAAGAAGAUGAAGAAAAUACGACUGUCCUCGAAGAUAGGACAUUGAUAUCGUCCGACUCGCCGUCUUCCAUGGUGAGGACCCGCAGUCACACGUUUGGACAUGAAGAAGGUGAAGACACGACUAGUAGAAACAAGAACAACUUGGAGGAAAUCGAAAUUUCCCCUGGCAAUCCCAGCGUUCUUCCCGCAGACGAAGAAAACGUCCACAUCCACGGAAGGAGCACGACUGACUGUCGUGACUACGUGAAACAGCAACUCCAAAAGCGCGAUAAGCAACUCGAAGAUGAGACCCGUUUGGUCCAUUACAGGGGAACACCCAACGUCAUCACUGCCUACGUCCUCGGCGCAACGGGGAGUAGCACAACCACAGCACUAAAAAAUGUUGCAGACACGUGGCUGAUCCAGAAAGUGGUCUCGACUGCAACAACGGCAGGAGGCAAGCUGUGGAUACCAGAAUUAGCUUCUGCAGGAGCUUCGUCUUUGAGUGGGUCAGCGUCUUCGUCCUUCCCGGUUCCCCUCAAGCACUACACGUUCAAAGUCGAUCCUAUGCGAGGUGGCUUGCACGUAAUCCGCCAGCAUCCCGCUGGUACUGGUCUGGCGACAACCCAUUCUCCUAGUGACUACGUGCUAGCACCAUCUCUGGGCACAUCGUUGGCAGUGAGCAUAGGUGUCCAGACUGGACUGGGGUUGCUGCGAAACCUUUGGUGGAACACUGAAACAGAGGUACUAGCGACCUCGAGUACUUUCAGCGGCGUCACGGAAAAUCUCGCUUUGGAUGCGGGUAAAGGAGCGUGCGUGGGUGGAUGUUAUUGGGCAAUACUGCAAGCGAUCAACGCAGCACAGGGAAGCACAUUGGUACAACUACAUGCAUCAACUACCCCGUCUUGUACUGGAAGAAAGUACUAGGUCGUAUGCGACUAGUAUUUUUACCCCGAGGAAUAGAAAGUCUGAAGUGAUAUGCAGCUUUACGUUUUUCAUCUAGGGAUGCCUGAAUGCAUGUCCACUACAGUUCUUUGUUACUACACUCAGCGUAUAAUCUUUUUGACUCAGACUCAACGUCCCCUAGAAGUACAAAAAUCCUACAAAUCCACCUCCAGGCUCCUCUCCGCAGUGGCGCUUCCUUGCUCGCUCUCAACCCUACUCCCGCUUUGCUCACAAUUCUUGGCUCGGGUUGGAUUGCUGUCAGAUACUUUGCCUACACUCGCAAGUGGCUCUCUGAAGAACAGUUCCUCGCAGACGCCGUUUUCAGCGGUUACUCCAACGGCUGCGGUGCCACCGCUUGCCUAGUCGGCGCAUCCCUCGGCUUCUCCCCAGCCAUGUGCGCCAUCGUCGGCUGUCUCGCAGGAAGUUCUCUAGCCUGCUACACCUACGAGUUGUGGCGCGAAGAGUCAACGCAAAUUCUCUGCAAAAAGCUCCGCAAAUUAGCUGUUCUAGUCCUCGGCUUGCCGUUAGAAUCCUUCACAGAGAAGCAAGUGCAAACCAGGUACAGGACUUUAGCCAGAUACUGUCAUCCGGAUCGGAAUAAGAAUCCUGAUGCUCAGCAGAUGUUCGAGUUAAUCCAAUUGGCGAAGGAGAUAUGCAUGAACGAGCUAAACGACUACAAGGAGGCUAAACAGAGGCUGAAUCAAUUGUGGCUCUACUUGGAUUCGUUGGAAGUCUAAGUAGAAGAUGUCGACGCUCGAAAUAUUAUACCGGUAGGUUGGCUCUCCAUCGGAGGUACUUUCCAACUGGUUCCCCUCACAAGUAGACACUAGUAGCUACAUAAGAGGUACCAUGACACGACAUCGAAAGCUGGAGAGGUUCGUAUUCGUAGCUAUAAUGCAGAGAUCAUGACUUGUAAGAAAAUUUUGAUAUGAGGCAUAGGUGUGAAGAACAUGAAAAACAAGAAGAAGAAGAAGUAGAACUUAGUAUUUAUAUAGCAUCAAGAACUUCUGCCUCUCAUUAUCAUCAGUAUUCAUUUCUUUUACUUUUCCUAGUUAGAUUGGCUCCACCGCCCAUAUAUAGCAUCACGAAGAUACAACCAGGAUUAGGUACUAGUGCAGCAGAGAAAAACUGUUUUAACAAUUCAUGCCGGAAAUACUAGGGGUAGAUCUAGUAUUCCUAAGUAAAUCUAAAUCUAAGAAACCAGAAGCAGAAUGCAAUCUAGUCAAUGCCUAUGUCGUCGAGAUAAGAAAUAUAAUGAUUUUUUCCGCCGCAGCGAGUCAAUAAUUGCCAGCACGACUGGCUGCGAGCAGGACACUUGAUAAGUUCCAAGAAAUAAGCAAGCAGGUGCCGUCAACGAUUGAAUUACUUUUACUUCGACCUUGGCGAGUUGUAGUUCCUAUGAAAUUGAAAAAACUGUAAACCUGUCUUGGAGAUGAUGGAGGUGCUAGAACCUUGAACCUUGAUGGACGAGGUACUAGUAGAGCAAUGCAAUCCACCUGACUACCAUGAAGAACAAAGGACAAGUACAACGAACUUGGUAAGUUUAAGUAACUCAUAGCCAGUAGAUCUUCUUGCGCACUAUGAUAAAAGGACAGAAUGAAUGAUCGGGCUUUUACUUUCUUUGUACAUUAUAAUGAUAAAUAGGCUACUUAGAUGUGAAAUUUCCUUGUUCUUCGAAACUACUCGUUCUUUGACCACCUGUUCUUUUUCAACGUCUGUGCUACUACAAACUAUUCUACCAAGGAGACAAAAUUUAUUUGUAGUGUGUAGUUAUAACUGCAACAGAGUCGUCCUUGUACUACCUCUAGUGAUCAUCUGUCAUAAAAAAGUUGUUAGUAUUCUAAUUCUUAGCAUCUCGUGGGCAAUCGCAAUCAAAGUGUCAUGAUGUGAAAGACGAUGUAAGUGUAAGCCCUCAGACGAGUGAGACUGAAUCCUUGAAGUACUUAGAAGCAAGAACGAAGUGAAAAGCAAAAAUCUAGUACAAGAACUUAUUAAAAAAAUCUACGAGCAUCUUCACAAGCAAGAAAUCUGAAAAGAGAAGCAAGAGGAGGAGUCAAAUCACGAUCGAAGUAGUAUCUUCUACUUCUAUCUUCUUCUAUUUCCGCAACAUUUAUCGUUGGGAAACACCUGGCACACCUCUUCAAGAAGGAAGAUAUAACACCAUUUAUGAUCACAUCCUGCUUUUCUGCGUGAGAAGUACAGAAGAUGACCACCUUCCUGAUACAGCUGCACCAGGUAGCGACAGGAU